This is a messenger RNA of Entrophospora sp. SA101, 4140 nucleotides long. The record is from the annotation of a GenBank genome assembly. NCBI's taxonomy places the organism in Eukaryota, Fungi, Glomeromycota, Glomeromycetes, Entrophosporales, Entrophosporaceae.
AUGACAGAUAGAAAUUCAGGUUCAUUUCAAAAUAAAGACACUUCAAACAACAAUAAAAGAAUAUCCAUCAAAGGAUCCAAGCCAGAAUCAAAAAUAUCAAAAAUAAUAAAAGAAGAAGAAACGGGCGAUUUGGAAAAUCAUGAUCAUCCUACAGAUUUCUUUAAUGAUGCCUAUAGAGUAACCAGAAUCAAAUCUGAAAAUUUAGAGAUGGAGGUUCUCAACAAAAAUCAUAAAGAGGAUGACGAAAAUGCCAACAGCGGAAAUAAUAAUAAACUUAAUAAAAUUCCAUCUAUCUCAAAGAACUAUAGACCUCGUCCAAAUGAUAGCACAAAUAAUAACAACAUACCGAAAUCUGAAUCAGGACCUCGUAGACAAAAAUCUCUUAUAAGACCUGAGCGUGCAAGGAGAAAUCAACGUAGAAUAAGUAGAGGUGUGACAAAUUUUGCUGUCGAUGAUUCCACUGAGAGAUGGAGUAUCCUUCCUCCAAAUGCUCUUAAUAUUACUGCUAAUGGCAGUGUCGGGGCUGGUGGUAAUGGCGACGGUGGCGAUGAGAGACGUUUGAGUCGACCACUUAAUAGAAGACUUUCAACGAGAGAACCACCUAAAAAAAGAAAGUGGUAUAAAUGUCAAUGCUUUUCCACUUGGUUAAUAUAUACCAACUGUGUCACUUGUUGUAUUCCUCCUUCUCUAUUAUCUUGUUUUGGUAUGCAUGAUAAAUUGGUUCAAAGAGCUUGGAGAGAAAAAAUGGCUUUGGUAUCUAUAAUAUUGAUUCUUUGUGCCGCCGUGGGUUUCUUGACUUUUGGUUUCACUCAAGCUUUAUGUGGCAUACCUCCACCAAGAGUUCGUGUAGGCGGUGUCAGUCUGCAACAAGCUGUCAUACUAGGUAGUAUCUAUGAUCUAACCGACUAUCCACAUCCUGUUGAAUUACCUGAUAUCACUGAGAAAAAGGGCGGGAAUUUAUUGAAUGGUUUGGCCGGUGGAAAGGAUAUAUCAUUUUUAUUUCAAACUCUAAAUAACGAAUGUAAAAAUAUUCUAAUACCCAAAAAUGGAAAACUUCAAAACUAUUUCCCUUGUAAUGCAACUGAUGCAAUUGAUGAUUUUUCGGAUCUUAAGCCUACUGAUAAUCCUAUUAAUUUUGGGUGUCAUGAUGUCGACGUUUCAAAAUCUGAUAUUAAUGCUUUAAUUUAUGUCGGUGACGUAUUUUUCGAUUGGGAUGAUGUACAAAGAGGUGAUCGCAAUUUUGUUGUUCAUAAUGGUAAUGUGCUCGAUUUGGGAAAACUUAAAUAUUUGGUUCCAAACAUUGAGAUGAUUCCGUUACUAAAGCAAAUCAGUGUGACCGAAAUUGACAAUUAUCGAGGUCGUGAUCUAACUUAUUACAUGCAGCAAAAUGUGGAUCGCAUCCAAUUAGCAAAAUGUUUAGAGGAGACAAUCAGAGUUGGUGUUGUAGAUUUUAAUUCAAUAGGGUGUAUGAUCACUGAUGUUGUAACUUAUGUUUCGUUGAUGGUAAUCGUUGGUGUGGUAUUGGUCAGAUUUUCUUUGGCCGUAUUGUUUGGUUGGAUAUUAAGUUGGAGAUUGGGCAGUUUUCGUGAGGAAACCGCAGAGGAACUUGCUAUGCGUGAACGAGAUAUUGAAAAAUGGUCAGAUGAAAAUGUACAUUUUAAACCACCACCUGCUCCCUCUUCUCCCGCCACUAACAACAGAAAUUCGUUCAAAUUUUUAAGUACAUCAAGAUAUUCAACUCAAUCACCAGGUACUGGAACUUAUGAUCGUAACAGAAGAGUAGACAAUCGUUCCACAAGGAUGUACAAUUUGCCGAAUGGGAAUGGGUCCGGUGAGAAUAUUUUUAAUAAAAACAGUUCAACUACUUCCCUUGUAAGACCGUUAUCUACAACUAAUAGUUUUAACACAGGACACUUUAAAGAAACGGAUUCAGGAAGGACAAGUCGUCGCUCUUCUAUCAACGAGUACAAUCACACUCGUACUGACUCCAUGUCAUCUUCCACUUCAUCUCUUGCCCAGACUUCUUCUUUCCAGCAAUUACCCCAAGAGCCUGAACAACGUUUUAAUUUCCCGCUUAUACACACUAUAUUAUUGGUCACUUGUUAUUCUGAGGGUGAACAGGGCCUUAGAACCACUCUGGACUCGUUGGCUAAUACCGACUAUCCCUCUUCACAUAAGCUUAUUAUGGUGAUAGCUGAUGGUAUAAUAAAAGGAUCAGGAAACGAUAAAUCAACUCCAGAUAUUUGUUUAUCAUUGAUGAAUGACUUCUUCAUAUUACCAGAAUUGGUACAAGCUCACUCCUAUGUUGCUAUUGCUGAUGGUAAAAAACGUCAUAAUAUGGCAAGAGUUUACGCUGGUUUCUAUAGUUAUAAAGAUUUGGAAAAUAAAACUAAACGCAUACCAAUGGUAACUGUUGUAAAGUGUGGUGGUCCAGAAGAACAGGACGACAAGAAACCUGGUAAUAGAGGAAAAAGAGACUCUCAAAUUAUUUUAAUGGGCUUUCUACAAAAAGUCAUGUUUGAUGAAAGAAUGACACCUCUUGAGUAUGAGUUUUUUAACGCAGUUCGUAAUGUUAGUGGCGUCACACCAGAUUACUUUGAAAUUGUUCUGAUGGUUGAUGCUGAUACUAAAAUUUAUCCUGAUUCAUUAACUCGUAUGAUUGCUUGUAUGUCAAGAGAUCCUAAUGUAAUGGGACUUUGUGGUGAAACAAAAAUUGCAAAUAAAACUGAUAGCUGGGUUACUGCAAUUCAAGUUUUUGAAUAUUAUAUUAAUCAUCAUAUGCAAAAAGCAUUCGAAUCAAUAUUUGGUGGUGUUACAUGUUUACCCGGUUGUUUCUGUAUGUAUCGUAUCAAAGCACCAAAAGGACCAAACGGAUACUGGGUACCAAUUUUAGCAAAUCCAGAUAUCGUUGAACAAUAUUCUGAAAAUAUAGUUGACACACUUCACAAAAAAAAUCUUUUACUACUUGGAGAAGAUCGCUACCUAACAACCCUGAUGCUUAAAACUUUUCCUAAAAGGAAAAUGAUGUUUGUGCCACAAGCUAUUUGUAAAACAAUUGUCCCAGACACAUUUAAAGUUCUGAGAUCUCAAAGACGUAGAUGGAUCAAUUCAACAGUUCAUAACUUGUUGGAACUUGUGCUGAUACCAGAUUUGUGCGGUACAUUUUGUUUCUCUAUGCAAUUUGUCAUAUUUAUGGAAUUGGUGGGAACAGUGGUGUUGCCAGCUGCAAUUACAUUCACAGUGUAUCUUGUCAUCAUAUCGUUUGUUAAACGUCCUGUACCAGUGAUACCUCUAUUACUUUUAGCAGCUGUUUUAGGUUUGCCAGCCGUGCUUAUAUUACUCACCACACGAAAACUUAUUUAUGUUGGAUGGAUGUUGGUUUAUUUGUUUUCGCUACCGAUAUGGAAUUUUGUUUUACCUGUUUAUGCAUAUUGGCAUUUUGAUGAUUUCUCAUGGGGACAAACGAGAGUGGUUGAGGGUGAAGUCUCUGGUGAGGAUCAUUCACGUAAAGAAGGUGUAUUUGACAGUUCGAGAAUAGUGAUGAAGAAAUGGGCAGAAUGGGAAAGGAAAAAACGAAUGAAGAUACGUAAUUCACAGUUAAUACCUUUCUCAACGGCUCAAAUGUCGCCCGAUGAAAAUUACAAUAAUGUACUAUCAUCAGCAUCAUCAAUAACAUCAACACCUGCUACACUAACUACAACACCACCUUCGGCUUUUGCUUCCUCAAGGCCUACAUCUGUGAUAUCAAAUUUUGCUGGUUUCGACAAAUCAUAUUUACAAUCAGCUCCACCAUUACCAUUUAAUCCACGUGGAGGAGUUAGUAAACGUACAAGUACAAGGCCCCGGGCUGAUUCUUUGAUGAUACCACCACCUUUAGCGGGAGGUCCAAUAUUAGGAAAUAAUAAUGUUUUUACUAGUAGUCCUGCUAGCAGUUUAAUGUCAUCACCUCUUAGUUCGGCUCGUAGUAAUGUAUCACCUUAUCAUCAACAACAGCAACAAAAACAUUUGGGUCGAGCAGCAGUUGUCCUUGUUGCAUUAGCAGCCGUUGCCCUUGUUGAAUUAUUAGCAGCUAUCCUUAUUGAAUUAUUAGCAGUUACUCUUGUUGAAUUAUUCAUUGUAUUAAUUUUUAAUAAACUGUAG